GAUAAUCGAACGGCAACACCGACUGACCUCAUCGUUUCCUCUCUUCUUCUCAGCCCUCUUGAGGCCUUCCUAGUCCGUCUCAUCCAAUCAUCUCUCAUUUAAUUUUCUGCACUGUUGACGUUUGGUCUACUAACGCAUGAUGCUAGCCCCUGCGUCCCCAGUGGUAUCUGGACUUCCGGUAUUGAGGAACUGAUGGACAGGUGGGCCAUGUGUUAUCUGCGGCCGACCCGACUUUCUAUCUGGAGUUAGAGCGAAUACUACUCUACGCAAUCAUGUCUUCCUCAAUGCGCUCAUCCCGUCAGAGGACAUCUAGCUUGUCCCGUCCUAUUCGCACUAGCCGUACCCGAGUGCAAUCAUAUCUUGAGGGUAGCAGUUCUGAUGAUCGGCUGGAUGAAGACACCGACUCUGAUCAGGAACGAUCUAGACGAAUGUCGCUUUCGCUGCGCCCACGCGGUUCAAAUAGAGCCCCUGUUUCUUAUCGAGAGGAAUCUACAGAUGAUGACUUUGAGCGAUCUUCUAACGAGGACCCUUCAGCCAUCGUGCCCGUUGAAGCUCCAACUCGAUACACCUAUCCGUUUCCCCAAUCUGCUGGCAGUGGCACAUCUUCCCGGCCUAGACGCAAUCGCACGGUGAAAACCAGGUCCCAGACUAGAAGGUCCAAAAGGCCCCCUGCGAAGAACCGCCUGGAAUUGGGAAGACCUCUCAACAAGCGUCCAAAGGUUCAGGCAGAUGACAUGCUCCCGGUCGGCUCUGGAGUCAUACCACCCUGGCACACCCUUCCGUACCACAUAUUGUUUGACAUAUUCUUCCGUGCAUCGUUUCCUCUGAUGGAUGAGAAGACGACAACUAGAAACAGUUCGACGCAAUGGCUCGUGAGCGUUUCCUUGUUGUGCCGCGCUUUUCAUGAGCCAGCAUUGUCAGCCCUCUACCAUUCUCCGCCUCUGAUACCUAUCAAAUGCCAUGCUCUGCUCAACCUGCUAUGUCAGCCGCAGGAGACACUUUCAACCAACUAUAGAAAUAAGAUCCAAGAGUUGCACGUCGACGUGGAGACCCUGUUGCUCCACAAAAGCGGACCAACGCUCGGUUAUUUUGAACUCCCUAGGCUUAUCGAAAAGACACCUCAAGUAAAGAAAGUGCGGCUGUAUCACAAAGGUGACUUCAUUGUGGGUCUCGCUCCAUGGCAGAUACAGCGGUCUAAAUGGGUCUAUCCCGAGAGUCUAUUCGAAUCGAUGAAUGCGAGCUUGAUACACCUGCGCAGCUGGGAUUGGAACAGCCGGUUUAUGGAAGCGAAGCAACUGAUUCCCUUCCUUCUCGGCAAACAUUACGACCGGGCGUUCCGGGGCUUGCGCGAGUUACGACUGUUGCAUGUCGCUUCAGAAGAUAUUGAUCACGGUGGAAGUGCAGAGCCAUCCAACGAGCGGGAAGUGAUUCUCGCUACUGCGAUUAAGGAGCUUCCAUAUCUGCGUCGGCUGGAAUUUUCCGAGUGCUCGAUUGUCAACGAGCAUCUCCUCCUCAAUAUGCCCUCGGCACUUACCUCUCUCACCAUCAACAACUGCGAUGAAGUAACCACCUCAAAUCUCAGUGCAUUUCUCGCUGCUCAUGGGCAGCAUCUUCGGGAACUCAAACUUAGUCACAACAGGCAUUUAAGUAUGUCAUUUGUUGUAGGACUAGCGGAGUAUUGCCAGGUGCUUGAAAGGUUCAAGAUGGACAUAUCUAUGCAUGACUGGUCCAUUAAUCACGAUGUGGAGCCACAUUUCCCCGAGCUGCUUGGUUCCUCUGAGGUGCCAACCUGGCCCACCACAUUGCAAGAGAUUGAGCUGAUACAAUUGCGAAAAUGGGACGACACGACAGCUGAGGUAUUCUUUACGUCUCUUAUCGAUUCCGCAAGGGAACUUCGAAACUUACGCCGUUUAAUUAUCAGCGCCAUCUUGAAGAUCGGAUGGCGUGACCGCGCAUCUUUCAGAGAGAAAUGGAUUGGAAAGAUGGAGAGGGUGUUCUUGCGAAGGAGUCCUCCUCCGAACCCUGAUCUUCACAGCCUCCGUAAGGGAACCCCUCAGCUUGACCAAAAUGAUGCUGCCACCCAGUCUGAAGCACAUCAUAGCGGCCUGUCGACGCCAUCCAAGCGCAAAAGCGCACGUCUUGCGGAACGCAAGCAUUCAGAAGCUGAAGAUAAUAUGGAAUUGAGCGCACCAGACCGAGUGUCGAAUGGUGGCGAUGGAGACCUUUAUAUCCAAGGAAUGUGUGAUAUUGUCAUGGUCAGAAUUGACAAUUUGCGCCCGACUGAACUGCAAUUUAAUGAACAAGAUUUUCUUGAUGACGAGAUCAGUGGUGACGAAGACUGGAAUGGUAACGACUUCGACGCUAGUGCGGCAGGGCAUGCAUGGUAAUAUCAACGUUUUUCGGGUUCUUUGCCUUUCGUCUCUACAUUGUUUCCCCUUCGUUCUGUUACUGGAUGGUCUCUUCUUCGCGCAAGUUCCAAUACAGGCGCUUGAUUGGUUUGACGGUUGCUCCUUCAUUAUGUUAUUCUACGAGUUGGAGCACCCUAAAGUGGCGUUCUUGGUGGGGUGUUGGGUUACAGGAUUAAAGAUGGUUAUUAUCAUGGUCAACGGUAUGGGUGCAUUAAGUGGCAUACCCUGGUGCUUCAUGUUUAUGAAUUUCUUCCUAAAAAUGACUGUCCCCAAUACCAUGUGCUCUUACUGAUAUAUGGAUAUUCUCCCGAAACUACGCCCG
Molecule: messenger RNA, 2730 nt
Organism: Aspergillus novofumigatus IBT 16806
Lineage: Eukaryota; Fungi; Ascomycota; Eurotiomycetes; Eurotiales; Aspergillaceae
Exons: 1
Coding region: 273-2387 (704 amino acids)
Source: RefSeq, a predicted model, not a curated record